UUUGUGUUUACUUCCUCCCAGCUGUUUCUUUGGCGUUCAAAAGACACCGAACUAAACAUAACUUGUUUUAAAAAACACGUACAUUCUUCAUGUAUUCCAAUUCAGUGUUUGUGUAGAUUUCUGUGGAUCGUGCGAUUAGGUUUUAUAACGCUUGGCUGCUGACUUCAAGCAACACAAAUAGGAUUCUGCUGGUUGUUUUGCUCUGAUUCACGGCAGCACUCCUGGCCUUCGUGACCCCAAUGCUCCUGUGUUGCCUGUUGCACUAAAAGAUAAGCAGAAGACCAGUUGUUGGGAGUUUAUGUAUCUGGGAUCUCUGCUUAUUUAACCAUGGGAGGGGCUGUGAGUGCUGGGGAGGAUAACGAUGACUUAAUCGACAAUCUGAAGGAGGCUCAGUACAUUCGCACCGCGAGGGUGGAGCAAGCCUUUCGAGCCAUUGACCGGGGAGAGUACUACCUGGAGGGAUACAGAGAAAAUGCCUACAAAGACUUAGCCUGGAAGCAUGGCAACAUUCAUUUGUCAGCACCAUGCAUUUACUCUGAAGUGAUGGAGGCACUGAAACUACAACAGGGGUUGUCCUUUCUCAACCUUGGAAGUGGAACUGGUUACUUGAGUACAAUGGUGGGCUUAAUCAUAGGUCCAUUUGGAGUUAACCAUGGAGUUGAGCUUCAUACAGAUGUGGUAGAAUACGCCAGGGAAAAGCUAGAUGAUUUUAUUAAACAUGGUGAUAGCUUUGAUAAGUUUGAGUUUUGCGAGCCCAGCUUUGUUGUUGGUAAUUGCUUGGAGAUUUCUUCAGACUGUCAUCAGUAUGACCGAAUCUACUGCGGUGCCGGAGUUCAGAAGGAUCAUGAGAACUACAUGAAAAUACUGCUGAAAGUAGGGGGAAUCCUUGUAAUGCCUAUAGAAGAUCAGCUGACCCAGAUAAUGAGGACAGGACAGAGCGCAUGGGAAAGCAAAAAUAUCCUUGCAGUGUCAUUUGCACCUCUUGUUCAGCCGAACAGAACAGACAGAAGCAAAACAGAUACAGUAAAUCUGCCUCCAAUAUCUGUUAGAAAUUUACAGGACUUGGCCCGCAUCUACAUUCGGCGCACCCUUAGAAACGUAAUCAAUGAUGACAUGCAGGCCAAAGGCACUACCCAGAGAGCACCUCAGAAGCGCAAAAGGAGGAGGUGCCGACUGCGUAGAAUCAACACCUAUGUGUUUGUAGGAAAUGAGCUAAUUCCCCAGCCUGUUGAUAGUGAGGAGGAUGAACAAAUGGAGGAGGAUAGUAAAGAGGAAGAAAAUGAGAGCAUCAAGCAAGAGGAGCCACCGCAAAAUCUGCUCAUAGAAAAAAUAAUGUCUUUGCCUUUACCAGAAUCUUUAAAAGCAUACUUGACAUACUAUAGGGACAAAUAACUCGCCUACUGAAACACUUGUAUUUUUAAAUCUAGGAUUUUUUUGGUGUAUCCAGUUUGGUCUUUAAGUAGAUGAGACUGCCAUGGUAAAGGCUGUCACACAUGAAAUCACUGAUUUACAGGCAAAGUUUUAUGAACCGAGUUAUAACCUGUAGGUUUAAAUCUAUUCUGCAAAGUCUGAGAAGCAACUGCUAAUGUUUCUUUCCUAUUUGUUCAUAACAAAACAUUGUUCUUGUGGACAUAGGAUUUAUCACCUACAAGCAAAAAAAAUAAAUAAAAAAUAACAAUUCUAACACAUCCUACUAAACAUAUAGUUCAAUCAAAGUUUGAAGCAUAAUUACGUUGGUUCAAGUUAUUUAUUGUGAUGGUCCAUCAAAAGACUUGAUGCUUUGAACAAUUUCCCUAAAGUGCUUGUUUUGAAAAUAUGUUUGCAAAUGUUUUGCUAUUAUGAAUUUAUAAGCAAAUGGUCAACAUAAUUACAUUAUGAUUGAAAUUAAACUUUCUUUGCCUUUGCAAAGAUAAUACAUGGGGGCUUGCAGUGGCACAAAGAGCAAAUGCACUUUAUUUGGUUUGACAUAAGCAUAUUAGGGCAGACUUUUCUGCUUUCAAAUUGUGUUUCUGAACACAGUUGUAGCUUACCAGCCACAGGUAAAUCAAUCCUUAUCACUUUAAAUGGUAGUAUUACAUUAUACUGGUAACUAUGUGUAGCUCUGGGACCUUUAAAGAAACAAGAUAUGUGUUGUUUUUUUUUCUUUUAUCUUAAAAACACAUUUGGUAAUGUUUUUUUUUUUCUUCUUUAAUUUCAUCUCUUUGCUGGAUGGAGUUUCCCAUCAAUUGUACUUGUCUAAAUUGAUUAGGCUUUGCUUAUUGGAAGAGUAUUGGUAAAGGCAGUGACAAGGAUGUGUUAAGAUAAUCUAUAGCUGUAUUUGUUUGUAUAGUAGGGAUAGCAGUGCUUUGAUUUGGUGAGGUGAUUGUGUAAAUUGCAAGGAUUCUUUUACAUUCCUUAAGUGUUUAUGAAAAAGAAGAAAAAAAAGAAACAUUUACAGCAUGGGAAACAUGUGGCCAUGUUUUGCUUGCCUGUUGCCAAACCACUUGUUACUACAUGGAAAUGCGGAGCACCUCGAUCACAACCAGCAUUUAUUUUGUACUACCUGUUUUAUUUUACUUUCAUUUAAAAUUAAAUUAUUGUAUUUUUAGUUUUCUUCAGUAGGUAUGAAAGAUACAAAGAAAACAGGUCAGGUAGU
Messenger RNA from Polyodon spathula (Mississippi paddlefish), 2635 nucleotides. Its product is annotated as protein-L-isoaspartate O-methyltransferase domain-containing protein 1-like. Bases 328 to 1392 code for a protein of 354 amino acids. Gene Ontology annotation, molecular function: protein-L-isoaspartate (D-aspartate) O-methyltransferase activity. The transcript has 6 exons. Gene Ontology annotation, cellular component: cytoplasm. Lineage: Eukaryota; Metazoa; Chordata; Actinopteri; Acipenseriformes; Polyodontidae. The record is from RefSeq and is a predicted model, not a curated record. Gene Ontology annotation, biological process: protein modification process.